Oxyura jamaicensis (ruddy duck) is the source of this 2167-nucleotide messenger RNA. RefSeq names its product zinc finger MIZ domain-containing protein 2-like. The record is from RefSeq and is a predicted model, not a curated record. Gene Ontology annotation, molecular function: SUMO ligase activity. NCBI's taxonomy places the organism in Eukaryota, Metazoa, Chordata, Aves, Anseriformes, Anatidae. The transcript has 8 exons. Gene Ontology annotation, biological process: protein sumoylation; regulation of transcription by RNA polymerase II. The coding region runs from base 880 to 2163 and encodes 427 amino acids.
CCGGCGGGGGGACGGGGGGUGCUGGGGGGCUGUCACCCCCUCCCCCCCAAAUGUCACCGCGCCACCCCCGUCCCUGCCACCUUCGCGUGGGGACAGGAGGGAAGCGAAAGCACCGGGGUGACCUCGGCCGGGCUGGGCUGGAAAUACCCCGGGCAGCGCCGGCGUUUCCCUGGCGAGGGUGGGGGGCGAGGCGGGGGGCACGUCCUCCGUCACCGUCAUCACCGUCACCAUCAUCAUCGUCAUCGUCGUCCCCCCGGCUCUGCCCCGGCCACCACGGAAAGUCCCCGCGGUUUCCCCGAUCCCUCGGUGCUGGGGGGGGGGCGCGGGGAAAAGCCGGGGGCACCCACGUCCCGUCCCCGAGCACCCAGCGCGGGGGCUGCUCCCACGGGGAUUUCUGGGGGACGCCCCCGGAGAGGGGACGGCGCGGGGCGAGGGGGCCGGGGCACCCCCCGUCCCCAGGAGCGCCCCCCCCGGCCAGGACAUCCCGGGGGGUUUUGGGGGCCCCGCGCCCCCCCAGCAGCCCCCCGGCCGGCAGCGGGGGCAGGCGCGUGCCGGCGCGGUCCCCGUGCCAGGCCGGGCAGGACGCCAAGUCCCUGUGCCGGGAGGCCGGGGGGAGGCCGUGCCCGCCGGGGAGGCUCCGCGCCUGCCGGCACCGCCGCCCGGCAUCGGGGACCCCGAGGACCUGGGGUAAGGGACGUGGGGGGGGGAGGCUGUGCCCCAGGGUCCCCCCACCCCUGUUCCUUGUGCCGUACCCACGGCUCCCUUCCCUGCCUCCUGACCCGCGGUUUCCUGUGCCUCCCGCAGCCCCGGUGCCGGUGACGCCGUCCCGCAGCGCCCGCCGCAGCCUCGGAAGAGCCAGCCCGCGCCCGCCCGCGGCCGAUGAACCCCAUGAACCCCAUGAAACCGUCGCUGCCGCCCACGCCGCACGGUGAUGGUUCAUUUGCAUACGAGGCUGUUCCUUGGCAACCGAGCACCAAUCAGCCGGCGGGAUCCCUCUCCGUGGUAACCACCGUGUGGGGUGUCAGCAACACCUCCCAGAGCCAGGUUUUCGGCAGCCCCAUGGGCCCCGGGGGGAGCAGCUCCAGCACCCCGCUGCUGCCCGGCAUGGCCGGCACCGGCUCGGGCAUGAGCUCGCCGCAGUUCCUGGCGCAGCAGCCCUUCGCCGAGGGCGCCCCCGGCAAGAGCUACGUGCAGCAGAGCGUCUACGGCCGCGGCUCCUACCCCGGGGGGCCGGGCUUCGCCCCCAGCUACGCGGGCAGCCCCAGCGGCCCCGGCGGGAUGGGGCUCCCCUCGCACGCCGGCCGGCCCCCCGCUGACUUCACCCAGGCGGCUGCUGCCGCUGCCGUGGCCGCCGCCGCCGCCACUGCCACCGCCACGGCCACGGCCACGGUGGCGGCGCUGCAGGAGAAGCAGAGCCAGGAGCUGAGCCAGUACGGGGCGAUGGGAGCGGGGCAGCCCUUCAGCAGCCAGUUCCUGCCCCAUGCGGCGCCGCGGGGCCCCGCCGUGCCCGCCGGCAUGAGCCCGGCCGGCAUGGCGGGCGUCAUGGGCCCCUCGGGCAUGGCCCCCAUGAGCAUGAGCCCCGCGCGGGCGCCCGGCAUGAGCGCCCUGUACAGCGGCCAGCGGAUGCCGCAGCACGCCUACCCCGGCCCCCCCCAGAGCCAGCAGCUCCCGCGCCAGGGCGUCAAGCGGGCGUACUCCAGCGAGGGAUACCCGGCGCAGCAGUACCUGCAGGGCGGGCAGUACCCCGCUGCUGGCGCCCAGUACGCCCCCAGCGCCCCUCAGCCCUCCGCUCCGUCCCCGUCCUACCCCGGGCACAGGAUGCAGCCGGGCAUGGGCCAGUACCUCUCCGCCUCGGGCAGCGCCGGGCCCUACUACAAGCCAGCUGAGCAGUUCAACGGGCAGGGCGCCAGCUUCGGCACCUACAGCCAGGCGGCCAUCAACGGGCCGGGCCGGUCGAUGCCGGGGUACCCCAGCUCGCCCCUGCCCGGGAACCCCACGCCGCCCAUGACGCCGGGGAGCAGCAUGGCGCCCUACAUGUCCCCGGGCCAGGACGUCAAGUCACCGUUCCUGCCCGACAUGAAGCCCGGCAUCGCCGCCCUGCACCCCUCGCCCUCGGGUAGGGGCUGGGCCCACCGCCCGCUUCAGGGGGCAUCGCCCCUUUAAGGGC